AUGGCCCGGUUAAAGCUUUCCGCCGCGCUUGCCGCACUCUGUGGAACAUUGGCCCUUGGAGCCACCCUCCCGACGACCAGGACGCUUGCGACUUCCAACGAAGAUGCCUCCAUUCCCAAGGGCAUGCUUGCCUUUCCCAUGAAACGCGAGCCACAUGACGAGACGGUUGAACGACGCCGGGUACGAAGAGCCGAAGACACCGAUACGCAAAUUUACAACUACUCUUCGGUGGCCUACAUGAUCGAGCUCGACCUCGGCACUCCCGCGCAGACGGUCAAGGUCAUUGUGGACACGGGCUCUUCGGAGCUUUGGGUCAACCCGGAUUGUGACACGGCCUCGUCCCUACCCCAGCAGAGCGAAUGCUUGGCCAACGAUUAUUUCAACGUUGAAAAGUCGUCAACCAUUGUGGUCAGCAAUCGUGGCAAGACAUUGCGGUACGGCCUCGGCGAUGCUACCAUUCGCUACGUAACCGACAAUGUCGGCCUUCCCGGCUCCGACGUCGAGCUCGAAACCGUCCGCUUCGGGGUGGCCCAGAGGACAGACCAGAUGAGCCACGGUAUUCUCGGCUUAAGCUUUGGCAACGGCCUUAACCUCGACUACAACAACUUUGUCGACGAGCUCUUUGAGCAAAACGGCCUGCUCACGUUUGGCGGCCUUGACACCAAAAAGUAUUCGGGGAAGCUUCAUACCGAGCAGAUCCUCGGCCCCCAGAACCAAGAGGAUCUCUAUCGAUUCUGGGUCACCCUCAACAAGAUUGGCCUGACCGAUGGUGGCGGCAAUUCCAAGACGUAUCUGGACGAAGACCUCGCCGUCUUUUUCGAUACCGGCGCCACCCUCAGCUACCUCCCCGAAGCCGUGGUCACCGCACUCGCCAAAGACCUCGACGCGGAAUACCGGUCAGACUAUGACCUGUACCUCGUUCCUUGCGGACAAGACGGCUCCGUUGACUUUACCUUUGGCAACACCACGAUCAACGUUUCUCUCCACGAAUUCAUCUGGGAGCUUCGGGAUGGUACCUGCGCUAUGGGUGCCAUGGUGGAGCAAAGCGGCUCGUACAUUCUUGGGGCUUCAUUCCUCCGGUCUGUUUACGCUGUUUUCGAUCUGCAAAGCCCUGCGAUUCACUUCGCGGCCUAUGCCAACUGUGGCUCCAAUCUCCAGGAGGUCCCCGCCGGUACCAACGCGGCCGCCCACGACGAUGACAGCGCGGCCGACCGGACCAUGAUGUUCCACAACGGCAUGUGGCUCUCGGUAGGCCUUGUCGCUGCCGAGCAAGCGUUGGCAUGGCUCCUAUAA
This is a messenger RNA of Parascedosporium putredinis, 1293 nucleotides long. The record is from the annotation of a GenBank genome assembly. Lineage: Eukaryota; Fungi; Ascomycota; Sordariomycetes; Microascales; Microascaceae.